Thamnophis elegans (Western terrestrial garter snake) is the source of this 2681-nucleotide messenger RNA. It is a transcript of the gene OVOL3, whose product is annotated as ovo like zinc finger 3. Gene Ontology annotation, cellular component: nucleus. The record is from RefSeq and is a predicted model, not a curated record. Lineage: Eukaryota; Metazoa; Chordata; Lepidosauria; Squamata; Natricidae. Gene Ontology annotation, molecular function: RNA polymerase II cis-regulatory region sequence-specific DNA binding; DNA-binding transcription factor activity, RNA polymerase II-specific. The transcript is spliced from 5 exons. The coding region runs from base 1731 to 2657 and encodes 308 amino acids. Gene Ontology annotation, biological process: epidermal cell differentiation; regulation of transcription by RNA polymerase II.
GGGACACUUAUAAAUAUGAAUCUUCUGAACUUUGAUGGUGUGGCCACGGGAAUGCCGCGAUGGUCACGUCUGUGAAAAAUGGUCAUUUCUUCAGGGCCGUUAUAAGCUUUUGAACGGUCGCUAUACGAACGGUGGUAACUCAAGGACAACCUGCACUUCAUCUAUUUUGGACCCGGCUUGCAGGUAAAUGUUUCCCAAAAUCUCUAGUCAAUGAAACCGUUGCUCAAGCUGCAGAUGAGCCGUUUCCAGGGUUGCUUUGUUAAUCAAAAGAAGAAGAAGAAAGGGUGCGCCCAUUAAAAUCACACCGCUCCGAAAGCUGACCACGGAAACAGGUUUAUUCAAAUCGGAGCACUCAGCGAGACAUGGAAAUCUGGAGCUGUUUGGAGAGAGAGAGAGACCUGCUUGCUUUUGAGUGCAAAGCGGCAGGAAGGAAAAUCUCGGGGACACGACAAGGUCCCCCAAAUAACGACUCAACAACCCAGAGAUCCACUGGGUUAAUAUAGGUCCCCAAACUUGGCAACGUUAAGAUUUGUGGACUUAAAACUCCCAGAAUUCCACAAGUCUUAACGUUGCCGAGUUUGAAGACUUCUGAUAUAGACUGUUUGAUCCAGUCCAGGGAUCCCAAUUUGAUUUGCAAGCAAAAUUUGGCUUCGUUUUUCCCCCCGAUGGGUUUGGCCUAAAUCAACUUUUCUUCCCGGCCCUGUAGAAGAGAGUGAGUGUGUAGCUAGGCUCAGCUAGAUGAUCUUUGAGGAAUAGGGUCCUUCCUGCAUCCUUGGCUGGGGAAUUCUGGGAAUUAAAGUCCACAUGUCUUAAAAGUUGCUAAGAUUGACAAAGGCUGGUGAUGCAAAGAUUGCAGCGUUGCACUCUGAAUUCUACGUUCUGUGCUUAACUCACAUUUUGUUUGGCUUAUAUUAUCAAAUGUUCUGUCUUUGAGGCUUCUCCUUGUCCAGCCUACCCUACCUCGCAGGGAUGUUGUGUUGUUGGGGGGGGCGGAAGGCUUAGCUGACCUUUUCAUGUUCCGAUUUGGUUGCUGCUUUUGAAAUAUGACUUUCCUGUCGCGGAGGCAGCCGGAGGGACGGAUAACUGACCUUAACUCUGCUCUCCGGAGUGAAAUUGCAAGAUUUGCAUAGAUUGAAUGCAAGCAGUUGUAGGUCUGUAAUUAGAAGCACCCAAUAUGUAAAACAGAUGCCAUGUGAUGUCCUCUCAACCCACCCACCCCCAAUUUAGAUGCAAAUUGUCAGGAUAUCAAGAGUUGCUCUUUUAAAUAGCCCAUCCACAGAAUCAUUCCUGCUCAUCGGAAUUGGGUUGAGAUUUUGGACUUUGCCGGAUGAUAGCCAGACCGUCACAUCUGGAGUUCCUUCCUAUUCUUGUUGGGAGCUGGGGUAGCGGUUAGAGGCAGGAAUUGGGGGGGGGGGGUCUGUGGUUUGGAGAGAAAAAAGCAACGGUUUGCAUUUUUAAAUUUUUCUUAGGGUUUAUUGGUAACGCCGGCUCUUCAAAUUGUUUGAAAUGAUAGGUUGGGCUUUUACUGGGAAGUUAAGUUCGAAUUGUAGAUUUGCUAAGCAGAAGAAAUAAAUUGAUAUAUAGAAGGACCUCAAGGUUUAUGAACUGGGGUUUGAGCACCAUCAAAAGGUAUCUUCUUCUUCCUGGACAUGAAGUGUCUACUUUAAGGACCUUCCAUUGUUGUUCUGCGUUGAUCCUGGGAGAAACCCGAACCCAGCACCCAAUCCGCUAUGCCGAAGUCCUUUCUGAUAAAACGUCGUAAAUCGGCACAGCUAAGAACACGGAACUGGGGUGAACUCUCCGAUCGUCUCCGGGGAGAUUUGUACGUACCAGCAAUGACCACGAUGGUCGUAUUGGCUGAGGAUGAUGGGAAUGAGGGACUCCCACAUCUGGAGGGCGCCCAGUUGGGGAAGAACUCCCAGCAGGGAGAGGAAGCGGUUCAGGGCCUCCUGCAUUUGCAAGUCACUAAAAACUGUGUCCUUGUUGGCUCCCUCGAUGUCUUAGAGACCGGAGGGGUCCCGGCCCUCGUCCACCCCCCAAUUCUCAGCCUCGGCAGCAAAAGCGAGCGGGAUGGAGGAGACGCCCCCCAACGCCUGGCCCAAAUCCCGCUUUCUUUGCAACCACCGGCCGUGGGAAAGCAUCUCCCGGGGAACAAGGUGGGCUUCCAGUGCUCCGUCUGCAGCAAAGGCUUCCCGCUGCAGCGCAUGCUGAACCGCCACACCAAGAGCCACAGCCCCGUCAAGAAGCACCUGUGCCACUAUUGCAGCAAAGGCUUCAACGACACCUUCGACCUCAAGAGGCACCUGAGGACGCACACAGGCAUCCGUCCAUACCGCUGCUGCCUCUGCAGCAAAGGAUUCACCCAGCGCUGCUCCCUGGAGUCUCACCUGAAGAAAAUCCACUGCGUCCCCCAGACGUACAGCUACCGGGAACGGCGGGAAAAGCUCUUCGUGUGCGAGCAGUGCGGCUUCACCUGCGGCACCAGCAACGAGUUCUACGGGCACACGCGCCGGGGCCACUCCGCCGGGCCCCACCUGGGGGACGACUUCCCCAAGCCUGGAGCAGCUGCUUUUCAGGCUCCAUUGCAGCUGCUGCUGUGGCCUCGAAGUGGACCUCUUGCCUCACAAUCAGGAGGUUGUGAGUUCGACCCCAGGUAGAGGCAGAUGCAGAGUCUCCUGCUU